UUGUGUAUUUGUUAUUUAUUGCACAGACUUUUCGCCGGAGUUGUUCGAGGCCACGAAUAAGACUCGAGGUGGCAGAGAUCCCCGGGAUGGACUCCCGCUUUUCCUCGCGCUGGCGUGGGAAAUCACGCGCCAUUGAGGGUUGAUGUUGUGCAUGCGCCUUGGUAGCCUGUGUGCAUGGUCGAUGCUAGGCUACAUUGCGUGGCUUCGGCGGCCUCCAUUUGCGAAUUUAUGUGCACGCUCGAAGAUUAUUUCGAGGCCUUUUGUUUCGACGACGGCACGCAACAGUUGGAGUUUGCUCUGUUAUUAUUGCUCUCCAAAAAGCGCAACACGCCAUACGGUGGUGGAAGGAUGUCAACUGAAAAUAACCAUAGUUCAACUUGAGGUGCUUUUUUUUUUUUUUAAGUGAAGAAGAAUAGUAUAAGUUUACUCUGUCCCAUCUAUGGAGGAUCCUACUGUAAUGGAGGAGAGGGUAGAGGACUCGGCCAUUACUACCUCUAUCACCACAUCAAUCCCAUUUGACAGCGUCACCAUGGAGCCAGGCCUGGCCAACGAGGAUGUGGUGGAGGACCAAGCUGUAGCCAUGACAGACAAGGAUACAAGCUUAACCAUCAUAGCCAUGGCUUCAUCCACUGACACCAUAACAAACACUGAGGUCAACCUAGCUAUGGCAUCAUCCACACACAGUGAAGUGAACUUAGCAAUAGCUUUAUCCACUGAUGUCAUUACAAACAAAGAAGCGAGUGGAACCAUAGCCGUACCCAUGGAUAGUGGGAUAAACUCUGAUGCUAAGCCAGCUAACACACCCAUAGUAUCAGCAUCUUUAUCACCAGCUGCCACUGUGACAAACACUGGUGCCAACCCAGCCCUCCCCUCACCAUUAACAUCAUCUGCUGCCAGUGGCCCAGCCCCCGGAGGCCUGCAUCCCGAGGAGGAAGGCCUCUCAGCGAUAAGCUCAUGUGGUAGUGUGGGGGUCACUCUGGAGAACAGCAAUGUCUGGAGGGAGUUCCACUGCUGUGGAACCGAGAUGAUCCUCACCAAACAGGGCCGGCGCAUGUUUCCCUACUGCCGCUAUCGCCUGACGGGUUUGGAACCAACACGUCGUUACUGCUUGGUCCUGUCAAUCACCCCCGUCGACAUGUACCGCCAUCGCUGGAACCUGAAGGAGUGGGAACCCAGUGGUCCUGGAGAACCACACACCCAGGCCUCAUGCCGACUCUUUCCCCACCAGGACUCAUCAGCCCUGGGGAAGGUCUGGAUGGCCAGCCUGGUCUCCUUCUAUAAACUCAAACUGACUAACCACUGCCUGGACCAGGAGGGACAUGUGUUGCUGCACUCCAUGCACCGCUACAGGCCCAGUUUACACGUGAUCCCCGUCGCAGAUGGAGAUGACCUUGGCUUUGACCCUAAGCUGCUUGACCUCCAGCUCCUCGGCCCGGAGGUCAUGACCUUCACGUUCCCGCAGACCGAGUUCUAUGCAGUGACGUCGUACCAGAACACCAGGAUCACCCAGCUGAAGAUAGAUUAUAACCCCUUUGCUAAGGGCUUCAGGGAGGACAGCGGCAGCCCGCGCCUCGCAAAGCCCAGGCCGGAGCACCCUCAGGCAGGGAAGGGAGAUAUCCGCUCCCCUGGUCGUAGCACUGCUAGGUCCAAUGGUGGUGAGGGGACUGAGCAUAUUGUUACUGUAAACGAUGUUGUGGCUGAUAUCAGCAUGAAGAAACGUUCUCUCCCUACAACUCACCCUGUGGGGGAAGUCUCAGGGAAGUUGAGGAAAGUAGCUCUUGGUACAGCAGAUUCAGAUGCCAAUCAGACUGAUGUGUCUGCCAGUGAAGAGGGGAUGGAUCUGGACUACAGUGACCAUGUCUUCCACAGGCAGUACCUCCGAGCCCAGCUAGCCCUGCCCUCAGGAGCCUCCAGGCCAGAGAACAGCCCGGGGGCUGGGGGGGAGAGACUGGGUGCUGGGAUGGACCACUCCAGACAGGCCAGCCUGACUGCUAACCCUCAGAAUACUACACAGUCUACUGUGUUACACACAAACAGAUGUUCAAAGCCUUUAAAACGUUCAACUGUAGAACCAAUGGACUCUGAGGUUCCGCCUUCACAGAAGGUUCCGCUUGUAGAGCCAACCAUGACCGCACCCAUUUCGCUUACAGAAACUCAGGAGGACAAGGUUGCGAGCUUAACCCCUAAAACAUCCAAACCUCAAAAGAUUGCACCCAAGCCUUCUCCUACCCCCUCACCUCUGACCCCCACUGCGUCCCCCUUUGCCGUUCCUAAGCCAUGGAAGAAGGGGCGUAAACCGGGGGGCAAUCGGUGGGGCAGUGUCGGAAAAGUCUCUAAGGGUACCAAGGCGGCGACAGCGGCUGUCACUGCAACUAGCAGCCCAAUACCUGUUGCUAUGCAACCGGAACUGGAUGACGUGGAGGGUCUACUUUUUGUGUCCUUCACUUCCAAGGAAGCUCUUGGUGUCCAUGUGGAGGACAUGCCAUCCGAUAACACAUCACCAGUCACUCAGGAACAGCCAGAGAAAACUGUAGUGGAGAGUGUUGAGGAGAAGAUUGCAGUACUGGAGAGUGUUGAAGAGAAGAUUGCAGGUCUGCAGACUAUCUUACUGCAAGACCUAAACACACUCAAACACAGACAGGUCAUCCACCCUGUCCUACAGGAGGUUGGGCUGAAGUUGAGCUCCCUGGACCAAGGCCUGGCCAUCGAUCUACAGUAUCUGGGGGUGCGUCUACCGCUGUCUCCGCCUGUGUUCACUGGGCUGGGCAGCACUUCCUCCACUAAUGGAAGCAGGUCCUUUGUCUCCAGGACGGGGAAGACCAGUGACCUGACCAAGAUCAAGGGCUGGAGGGACAAGUUCAUCAGGACCAAAGAGACCUCUAAGAACCACAACCCCAACCGCUCGGCCUUCUGCAGCGAAAUGCUCGACCAAUACCUGGAGAGCGAGGCCCAGCGAAUCAGCGACCGCGCUGCUGCCUUCUCCCACAACCCCCUGGGCUUAGUGGCCUAUCAGCUGCCUGUGACCAGCACCAGCUAUGUGCGGACCCUCGACAGUGUUCUGAAGACACGUGCCCCCCCGUCCCCCGCCUUCUGUAGACCCUGCCCCCUCUCUCGGAAACCCCUCCUCUACGCAGCUCUAAAGAAACCCCCUCCACCCAUCAACAACCACAGGACCCCUCCUAAAGCAGCCAAACCCAAACCCACACCAGCACAGGGCAAACUGCACCAUAUAACACCAGCCCAGGGCAAAGCCAGAUCUGCCUCUGUGCUACGGCCCAUCCAGGUCACCAACAGUAACAAAACUACUGCUGCUAAAGCUACAGCUGGGGUUAAAGUCACCAGCCCUCCUACUGCACAGCGGUCUCCUCCAGGCCAGGGGGCUGUGAGGAGGGACUCCAGCCCAGGGAGAGGCCUCUCCAGCGGGUUGACUGGCCUCUCUAAGAACCAGCUCAGACUGGUCGGUCUCUCUAAGAUCCAGCUGAGAAUGAUGGAGAUGGAAGAUGCCACCUUCUACCAAGGACACGAUAGAACACACAUCACUACUGAGAGGGUGGAGAGAGCCCUGAUGGCACUGCUCACUGCGCAGGGUCUCCCUAAGAGCCGUGCCCCCCAGGCCAGUCCAGUGGACAGUCCAGAGUGUGGUUCUGAGUUCUGCAGGCUGGGGUGUGUGUGUUCCAGCUUGGCCCGGGUGUCCAGGGGUCCGCUCCACUGUUACAGGCCUGACUGUAUGUUGGGCUGCUCCUGCUUUAAACGCAGGAUCACCAAACAGACCACAGCAGCAGAGAACGGCCAGCACCAGACACUGCCUGUUUACACUGUGUCUAACGUGGAGCAUGAGGUUCAGCCCAAUCGAGGCAUCCGUGUCUCAACCCUGUGGGACUGCACCUCAGGGGUGGACCCCGAACCCCUCUUCAGCCCGAAACCUGCCCCAAACAUACCCACCAAGCCUCUAACCAGGAUCUACAACCCUGGUCCAAAGCGCUACGUACCUCGUCUCACCCCCGAGCUGCGAGAGGAGGACAAGGACCCAGUCUACAAGUACUUUGAGAGCAUGAUGACGUGCGCCCGUGUCAGAGAGUUUAACAGUAAACCGCCGCCCCAGGUGCUGCCGCCACAGGUCCACCUCUUUAAGGACAAUAAUAGUUCCAUCAUCCCCAGCAGCAGAAAGGUGAGGCACAGGACACACACACACUAAAUAUUUAUUGCCGGAGUAUAUGCAUUAAGGAGUGCGAUCGACUGGUCAAUCUUCAAGCCAUUCCUAGUCAGUCAUCGAACAUUUCUGUAGAAAAGCCAAUGAUAAAGCCUUGUGCUCCUAUAAUUUGUUUUCCUGUCUUGCGCUG
Molecule: messenger RNA, 4340 nt
Organism: Oncorhynchus keta (chum salmon)
Lineage: Eukaryota; Metazoa; Chordata; Actinopteri; Salmoniformes; Salmonidae
Product: MAX gene-associated protein-like
Exons: 11
Coding region: 440-4195 (1251 amino acids)
Biological process (GO): cell fate specification; regulation of transcription by RNA polymerase II; positive regulation of DNA-templated transcription
Cellular component (GO): nucleus
Molecular function (GO): DNA-binding transcription factor activity, RNA polymerase II-specific; RNA polymerase II cis-regulatory region sequence-specific DNA binding
Source: RefSeq, a predicted model, not a curated record